Messenger RNA from Fusarium vanettenii 77-13-4, 1293 nucleotides. RefSeq lists its product as uncharacterized. The transcript has 4 exons. Gene Ontology annotation, cellular component: extracellular region. Lineage: Eukaryota; Fungi; Ascomycota; Sordariomycetes; Hypocreales; Nectriaceae. The record is from RefSeq and is a predicted model, not a curated record. Gene Ontology annotation, biological process: carbohydrate metabolic process; chitin catabolic process. The coding region runs from base 1 to 1293 and encodes 430 amino acids. Gene Ontology annotation, molecular function: chitin binding; chitinase activity.
AUGUUCCUCACCCGCUUCAAGUUGAUCUCGUUGCUGAUCACGCUCCAAAGCGUGUUGAGUCUGGCAGAGCCCGAUGUCUUGCAGCGACAUCAGCUCGAGCCUCUGAAACGUGGCACCAGCUACGUCAACAUGGUCUAUUUUGUCAACUGGGGUAUCUACCAGAGGGAUUAUCACCCUCAAGACCUCCCGGUCUCGCGUCUGACGCACAUUCUCUAUGCCUUUAUGAAUAUCAAAGAGGAUGGGACAGUCUAUACAGAAGAUACCUACGCCGAUCUCGAGAAGCAUUACGCAGGCGAUUCUUGGGCCGAAGGCAACGAUAAUGCCUACGGAUGCAUCAAACAGCUCUAUCUCCUGAAAAAAGCCAAUCGAAAGCUCAAGGUCAUGCUCUCCCUCGGCGGCUGGACCUGGUCUGCGAAUUUUGCCGCGGUCGCCAGUAGCACCACCACACGAGCCACCUUUGCGAAGUCUGCAGUCACCUUAGUGAAGGACUGGGGUUUCGACGGCGUCGAUAUCGAUUGGGAAUACCCAGCCAACGAGGGUGAUGCCACCAACAUGGUCCUCCUCUUGAAGGCCGUACGAGACGAGCUGGACUCGUAUGCAGCCGAGUUUGCCUCGGGCUAUCGCUUCCAGCUUUCCAUAGCCGCCCCAGCGGGAUUUGAGCACUACAGCAAGCUCCACUUGGCCGACCUUGCCCAAAUUCUUGACUACAUCAACCUGAUGGCCUACGACUACGCCGGAUCGUGGAGCACCCACACCGGUCAUAACGCCAACCUCUACGCCAACGAUGAAGAACCCGAUGCCACCCCCUUCAACACCGAUGGCGCCGUCAGAGCUUAUCUUGGCGCUGGUGUACCAUCUGAGAAACUCGUUCUCGGGAUGCCCAUCUACGGUCGUUCGUUCCAGGGAACUGCAGGACUCGGUGAACCAUUCGUCGAUGUGGGCUUCGGCAGCUGGGAGAAGGGCGUCUGGGACUACAGCGCGCUGCCCAAGGACGGGGCUGUGCCGGGCUUCGACCCCGCGGCCCAUGCGCAUUACAGCUACGAUGCCACUACACGCGAGCUCAUAUCCUUUGAUCCGCCGGAGGCUGUGCAGCAGAAAGUCGCCUAUCUGAAGCAACUGGGCUUGGGUAGGGCCAUGUUCUGGGAGGCUUCCGCCGACAAGAGCGGAUCGGCAUCGCUCCUCGAGACGAGCUUCCAAUCGUUAGAGGUGCUUGACAACACCGACAACUGGCUUCACUAUCCAAACUCGAAGUACAGAAACAUCGCUUCCGGUAUGGAGGAAGGGGCGUCCUGA